Messenger RNA from Candidozyma auris, 3000 nucleotides. RefSeq lists its product as uncharacterized. Gene Ontology annotation, molecular function: small GTPase binding. The transcript has a single exon. Gene Ontology annotation, biological process: protein import into nucleus. Gene Ontology annotation, cellular component: cytosol; nuclear envelope. The record is from RefSeq and is a predicted model, not a curated record. Lineage: Eukaryota; Fungi; Ascomycota; Pichiomycetes; Serinales; Metschnikowiaceae. The coding region runs from base 1 to 3000 and encodes 999 amino acids.
AUGGACAAGGAAACGCUUCUCAAAUCCUUGGCUGGCACUCUCGAUGCAAAUCCUGAGACCAGAAAGGGAAGCGAGAAACAGUUACGCUACUUCGAGGAGCAGCAGGGCUUCACGGCUUACUUACUUGAUCUCAUCGCAGACUCCAACAUCAGUCUCGGAGUCCAGACCUCGGCUGCAAUCUUUUUCAAAAACAGAGUUGCCCAUUUCUGGGUUGUUCCUGACCUGAAACCAGCAACUGCAAGGUAUAUUCAAGCACAAGAGAAGAAUGUGAUCAAGCAAAAGUUGGUGGAAGUUUUGAGUCAAAAGUAUAAGAAUACUCAAUUGAGAGUCCAACUUUCCACUGCCAUUAGCAGCAUUCUCAACGCCGAGAAAUGGGACGAUCUCACGAACAUCAUACCUAAAUUAAUUUCUGAUACCUCGAACAUCGAUCAUGUAUUCACUGGGUUGAUUUGUUUGUUCGAGUACACUAAGAACUAUCGUUAUUCACAUGAGGGUAAUAGAAAUAUCGUUCUCGAAGAGGUGGCAGAAACCAUUUUCCCUCUUUUGGAAAGUUUGACGGAGAGCUUGAUGAACAACGAUUCAAAUGUCUCUGAUGAAAUGUUAUACUUGGUCUUCAAGAUAUUCAAAUAUACCACUUACUCAACAUUGCCAACAUACCUUGCGAACCCAUCAAAAUUGGGAACGUGGUGCAACCUUCAUAUUAUGCUCAUAAACAAACCAUUGCCUGAUACGGUUGCAAGAUUGGAGCCUUCAGAAAGGGCUUCUGCGCCCCGCGUCAAGGCAGUCAAGUGGUGCUUUGGUAACUUGCAUAGACUCUUGUUCCGCCAUGGUGGAGGAGUCAGUACUCCAAAAAAGGAUUCAGAAUUCGCAACCACAUUCUUGAACAAUUUCGUUCCCGAGAUUCUAAAUGUGUAUUGGCAAAUUAUUGAAAAGUGGUCUUCCAAGUCUUUGUGGUUGUCUGAAGCUUCGUUAUACCACUUAAUCGCUUUCUUGGAGAUGGUCAUAGAAACUCCAGAUUUCCCACUAAUUGAGGAGAAAUUGGACGCUAUCAUCAGGCAUAUCCUCUUGCCUACUUUGAAUGCUAACAAGGACACUAUAGAGUUGUACGAAGACGAUCCGGAGGAGUAUAUUCGAAAAUUUUUCGAACUCAGCAGAGACAACACCACGUCUGACACGGCAUCCAUCAAUUUCUUGUUCAGAUUGUCCUCGACAAAGUUUUCUAAGACCGGCGCGACAAUCCUCAACAUUAUCAAUGAGAUCUUUCAGAAGAGAUCUGGUGAUAAGGAGAACUUGGAAUAUGCUUGCCAGACUGAAGGUGCUCUUCGGAUUUUGGCAACCAUUUCUCUUAAACUCAACAAAGACCUGAGCCCAGUGAAGGGCCAAGUGGAUCAGCUCUUACAGUCCUUCGUAUUGCCAGAGCUUUCACAAUCUGUAAUUGCUCGUUACCCAUGGCUCACCGCAAGGGCCUGUGAUACCAUCGCUAUGUUUCUGCAUAAGUUUCUGGAUCAAAAAAUUUUGCAAGACAUCUUUCAGGCAAUUGUCUUCUGCUUCCAGCAACAGGACCACUUCCCCAUUCAGUUGACUGCAGUGGAUGCAUUGAAAACAUUGGUCGAGGAAGACGUUGUCGCUGCUCAAGUUGCUGACCAAGCGCCCCAAUUGAUGGGUGUAUUGCUUGAUAUGUCGAAGAACUUCGAGAGUGACAUUUUGAACACAGUAAUGGACGUUUUUGUCGAAAAGUUUGCAGCUAAUCUAGAGCCUUACGCCAAUGAGCUUUCCAUACGUCUAGUCGAGCAGUUCCUCAAAUUAGCUCACGAAAUCUUGGAGCAGUCUACACUGAGUGGCAACAUCAAUGUUGACAAGGAGUAUUCCGCUGCCGGUAUAUUGAACACUUUGACCUCUUUGGUUGUCUCAAUGAGUGCUUCUCCUCAAGUAUCAAGCAAUCUUGAGCUUAUUCUUAAAGACAUGAUUAAAUUCAUCUUGGAGAACUCGAUGGCUCUGUUUUUAAGCGAAGUCAUGGAAAUGUUGGAGUCAAUCCUUCUUAGCACCAAUCAGAUGUCGCCUACAAUGUGGGAGCUCUAUCAAACGGUUAUUUCAUGCUUUGAUACGUAUGCAGAGGAUUUCUUCGACACCUUCCAGCCAUUUUUGGAAGGUGUGGUAUUAUAUGCUUUUGCUGACGAAUCGAUCACGGUAGACAAUGCUAACGUGCAAUGUUUGUUCAAUGUGUGUUUCCGGAUGCUUACGGGAGACAUGGUUGAUCCAGUUUUCGCUCACCAAGCAUUUGAGCUUAUUGAAUUUUCCAUCUUAACGUUGCACAAGAGAUUCAUUCCGUUCUUGCCACAAUUCUUACCAGAAAUCUUUAAAAUUUACCAGUCAUUGGAAGCUCAAGAGGCCUUUGAUGGCUACAUGUUGCAUUAUUUGUCUGUCUUGAAAAUCUUUUUUGCGUGCUUCUGUGUUGAAGCGACUGGCACAUUGGAAAUCAUGAAGCAACACGAAAUCACUAAAUCCUUUUUCUCUAUGUGGGUCAAAUAUAGUGACGAUUUUAGGAGUGUUUAUGGUUGCAAAUUACAAAUUCUCGCGGCACUUUCGAUUCUUUUGGACGCUCCAUUGGAUUUACUACCUACAGAGGAUUUGGUUGGCGAGGUUGUUGACCUCCUCUUUUCGAAUUUGGAGACUUUGCCACAUGCCAUCAAGGCUAGACAAGAUAUUAUUGAUAAAGAGAGUGGAGCUCGUGGGACUAGCAAAGAUUUUAAUGGAGGAGAUGACGACGACGACGAAGAUGAAGACUAUUACGCAGAGGAUUUGGAAGCAGAUGAGGCAGAGCUUGAGGCUCUUAAACAAACACCUCUCGACAACAUCAAUUCUUUCCAAAUAUUUGCAGAGAAGAUCACCCAAAUUCAAGAGCAGGACCUAUCGAGAUACCAAGCCGUUUUUGGCAACUUGGAUGCUUCGCAAAAAGAGAUUGCCAACAGGAUUGUGCAAAUCAGUCAAAGGCGUAUUUGA